Molecule: messenger RNA, 410 nt
Organism: Entrophospora candida
Lineage: Eukaryota; Fungi; Glomeromycota; Glomeromycetes; Entrophosporales; Entrophosporaceae
Source: the annotation of a GenBank genome assembly
AUAUUAAAGAUCCUGCAACAAAUCCAGAAAUAUUUUCUGAUGCUGCAAAAACAUGGUUUGGUCAAUUCUUAAAACCAACAGAUAGUCAAAACCAAGGUCUUUAUAGACCAGCUGAUGUAACUCCCUAUAUGCAUGUUUUAGUGUUUCAUGUUCCAGAGUUUAUGCACAUUCAUCGAAGAUUUAGAUUGAGGGCUUUUUCCUGUAGUGGUGUAGAAAAAAAAAACCAUAAACAAGUUUGUUAUUUUUUUUCAAAAACAAUGAAAGAUGGUGGUAAAACACAAAUGCGAUAUUCAGCAAUUCUAGAAAUUCUUUUUUGUGAGAAUCAAUCUUUGUAUUUUCAGAAGCAUAAAACGAACAUUAUGAGAAAUCAACCAAGGAGGCUUCAUUAUAAAGCAAAUCCUGAAGAAUAA